AUGUCUGCGACAACUCCCCGCAAGGAUGCGCUCCUGUCCCGACGCUACAUCGAAGGCCAGAUAGCAGAAGGGAAACAUGUCAUCAUCUUCGACGAUCGUGUUCUAAAAGUCGACUCGUGGAUCCCAUUCCAUCCAGGGGGCGACAAGUCCAUCAAGCACAUGGUUGGGAAGGACGCGACAGACGAGAUCAAUGCGUUACAUUCGAAAGAAGCUCGCCAGCGAAUGUUGGCUUUCCAGAUCGGUCGAAUCCAGGGUCCUUGGUUGAACUUUCUCCCCCCAAUCCAGGGCGGAGACUUUCGUCCGUACGACGAGAAAGCUACUUGCAGCGAGGAAGACGACACCUCCGGGAGCUCCCAACCUCCGUCCCCCAUUUUCGAUGCUGUCGAUAUUGCUCCAGGAGCUCGCCGACGGUCUGUUUCCCCCGGAUCCUCCGUACCAACCCCGGCCAAUGAACCUUCUGAGCCCAAACCUUUCUUCCUUGACGCGCGGACACGGGAGGAGAUCGUAUUCGAUACCGCCAAGUAUCCUUCGCUCGACUCGACAACCCAGGAGGACAUCAAAAGGAGAUAUCGUGAAUUGAACACUCGGAUUGAAGCAGAGGGUCUCUACAACUGCAACUACUUCUCCUAUUUCAUCGAAGCCUGCCGAUACACGCUGUUUGCUGGACUGUCAUAUUUCUUUCUACAAUCGGGAUGGUACACAAUCUCGGCCAUUUUCCUAGGAUGCUUCUGGCACCAACUUGUCUUCACAGCGCACGAUGCAGGCCAUAUCGGCAUUACCCACCAUUACCAUGUGGAUAGCACAAUCGGGAUGAUCAUCGCCGACUUUCUCGGGGGACUGAGCCUAGGUUGGUGGAAACGAAGUCACAACGUGCAUCAUAUCGUCACAAACGAACCAGAGCAUGAUCCUGAUAUCGAGCACAUGCCCUUCUUUGCCAUCACGCACCGCUUUUUUGACAACCUCCGAAGCACCUACUACGACCGUGUCAUGUACUUUGACGCCUUUGCCAAGUUCAUGCUCCAAUAUCAAAAUUAUCUCUAUUACCCUAUCCUCCUAUUUGGCCGCUUCAACCUCUACCGCCUGAGCUGGGAAUACCUUAUCCUCGGGCAAGGACCAAGACGAGGACCCGCCUGGUGGCAUCGCUGGUUCGAGAUCGCCGGCCAGAUUUUCUUCUGGACAUGGUUCGGCUACGGCGUGCUUUACUGCUCAAUUCCAGGCUGGGGCAACCGAACAAUUUUCCUCCUAGUCUCACAUAUGGUGACGGCCCCCGUCCACGUGCAAAUUACCCUCUCCCAUUUUGCCAUGUCAACCGCGGAUCUGGGCGUUCACGAAUCAUUUCCCCAGAAGAUGCUUCGCACAACCAUGGAUGUCGACUGCCCGACGUGGCUCGACUUCUUCCACGGUGGCCUUCAAUUCCAGGCGAUUCACCACCUUUACCCACGGAUCCCGCGCCACAACCUGCGCCGCACCCAAAAACUGGUCUUGGAAUUCUGUCGCGACACAGGGAUACCGUACGCACUAUUCACCUUUACGGACGGGAACAAAGAGGUUAUCAGCAGGCUCGGUGAUGUUGCAAAGCAGCUUCGCAUCUUGGAGGAGUGUAGAAAGUCCUGUGCGGAAAAUGGGGUCUUUUCCGAUCAUCAUUAA
Aspergillus calidoustus is the source of this 1647-nucleotide messenger RNA. The record is from the annotation of a GenBank genome assembly. NCBI's taxonomy places the organism in Eukaryota, Fungi, Ascomycota, Eurotiomycetes, Eurotiales, Aspergillaceae.